Messenger RNA from Pipra filicauda (Wire-tailed manakin), 396 nucleotides. It is a transcript of the gene S100P, whose product is annotated as S100 calcium binding protein P. NCBI's taxonomy places the organism in Eukaryota, Metazoa, Chordata, Aves, Passeriformes, Pipridae. Gene Ontology annotation, biological process: endothelial cell migration. The record is from RefSeq and is a predicted model, not a curated record. The transcript has 2 exons. Gene Ontology annotation, cellular component: cytoplasm; extracellular exosome. The coding region runs from base 6 to 293 and encodes 95 amino acids. Gene Ontology annotation, molecular function: transition metal ion binding; calcium ion binding.
ACAACAUGUCUCAGCUGGAAACUGCAAUGGGAAUGAUCAUAGCUGUCUUUGACAACUAUGCAAGGACUGAUGGCAACAGGCAAACCCUCAGCAAAGCAGAACUAAAGAGCCUCCUGGAAAAGGAGUUCCCAAACUUCCUUGCGUCAGGGAAGGACAAGGAUGCUAUUGAUAGAGUCUUCAAGAACUUGGAUGAAAAUGGAGAUUCCCAAGUGGACUUCAAAGAAUUUGUCCUCUUUGUGGCAGCUCUGACUUGCUGCUGUCAUAAAUAUUUCGAGCAGAAUGCAGCCAAAUAGUUGUCAAACUGCUCACAGAAGCUGUCUUUGCCUGUGCUCCAUAUGCUAGUGGUAUGGAUCCCUUCACUCCUUCCAUGUACUGCCAUGAAGUUUGCAAGCAUGC